Molecule: messenger RNA, 897 nt
Organism: Dryobates pubescens (Downy woodpecker)
Lineage: Eukaryota; Metazoa; Chordata; Aves; Piciformes; Picidae
Gene: TOMM20
Product: translocase of outer mitochondrial membrane 20
Exons: 5
Coding region: 109-549 (146 amino acids)
Biological process (GO): protein import into mitochondrial matrix; tRNA import into mitochondrion; protein targeting
Cellular component (GO): mitochondrial outer membrane translocase complex; mitochondrial outer membrane
Molecular function (GO): transmembrane protein transporter activity
Source: RefSeq, a predicted model, not a curated record
CCUUUCUGGCUGUCCGCUCGCCCCAAGGUGCUUGCGGAGCUCGGCGCUGGCCGCGCGGUGGGAGGGAGGGGGCAGCGCGGCGGGACUUUCCCCUCGGCGCCGGGCACGAUGAUGGUGGGCAAGACCAGCGCCAUCGCGGCGGGCCUUUGCGGGGCCCUUUUCAUUGGCUACUGCAUCUACUUCGACCGCAAAAGACGGAGCGACCCGAAUUUCAAGAACCGACUGCGGGAGCGAAGGAAGAAACAGAAACUUGCCAAAGAGAGAGCAGGGCUUUCCAAGUUGCCUGAUCUGAAAGAUGCUGAAGCAGUUCAGAAAUUUUUCCUUGAGGAGAUUCAGCUUGGCGAGGAACUACUAGCUCAAGGUGAAUAUGAGAAAGGUGUUGAUCACUUGACCAAUGCCAUUGCUGUGUGUGGACAGCCACAGCAGCUACUACAAGUUCUACAGCAGACACUUCCACCACCAGUGUUUCAAAUGCUUCUUACUAAGCUCCCUACAAUAAGCCAGAGAAUUGUAAGUGCACAGUGCUUGGCUGAAGAUGAUGUUGAAUGAGGUCACACCACAGCGGGGGGAAAAAAUGUUUUCUUACCCCAGAAGAUGAGCAUCAGUAGGGGGAUAAAGGGGCAAACAUGUUAGUUAAUGGACUGUGUACCACAUCGGGUUCUACCAGAGUUAAAAUUAACUUUGUGUAGGUGGGUUUCACAGGAUUUUAUUUAUUAUCCCAGUGAAAAGUGUAUUUUGAUAAGGAUUCAUUUUAUAAACACGCUGUGUUGAGUUAUCAAAGUAUCACUAACUUCAUUAUUAUUAAAAUAUGCAGUUGUAAUGUUGUACAUAUAAAGACAUUAAACUACAACUUACUAAAAUCCCAAUGCUCAUUUUUUGAGAAAACAAACAAACAAA